GCUCGCUCGGGCGGACUCUUAGUCUCCGAUCAAUUCCUUGUCUAUUUGCUGUGCCUUUGCAUCAUUAAAAGGACAUCUGUGACCCGCUCCUUUUAGCAAUAUUUGACGAUUUUCUUACCAAUUCUUGCCCGGGUCAAGACCCCCCACCAGUUAGAACCCCUGUUCCCUGCUCUCUUCACACCAGGGACUUCGAUUUACCUAAAUUGGAUCUUGUAUGCUGUCGACGAGCUAGUGGCGAUCGGAAAUGAAAAGUUCGUCGUGAUUGAACCGAACAGCUUCUCACCGACUCACUGUGGGGAAGGACACUGGUAUUUUGGGGUCGAAAAGUGCGAAACAAAAGCCCAAUCCUGGACCAAGGGUAGAGAACAAGAAAAAUAAACCAAAGCAUAUCUAUACCCACGUCAACCAGCACCUGAGACGCAUUGGGUUACACAAAACCUCGUCCUCCUUCGGCGCAGCAUUAGAACUUCUCGUUCGACAAUCGCCGCCAGCGACAAUCGCAAUUAUUGAUACAACCGGUUUGGGCAAGGCGAAAAUUUCAGAACGGAAGUUCAGGUGAUCGAAGCUUCCAAGAUGCCCCAGCAGACCAUGACGAUACCAAUGCGGACAUCGAGUGUAAACGCGUUGUCGAACGGGAUGCAUAUGUCAAAUGCUAGCCAUGAAGAUUUGAGACGCGAAUCAACGUCGAAAGCCCAGAAGAUAUUGGGUACGACUGAAAUUCCGAUGCCUCAAGAUCAAUCCCGGCGAGAAGACCGAAAAUCGCGAGGGGCUAGCUUCAUGAGAGCCCCGGAUAUCAAGUCGAAGAAAAGCGGCGGUUUUGCUGCGUUCCCUACGCCUACACCUGAAGCAACUUUACCACCACCACAUCUCCGUGUUCGAGCAUCAUCCCCACUGCUCGGGCAGGAAUAUCGAUCACAAGAUGCCAUGCCACCGUCUAUCCCCACGCACUCUAAAAGGGUUCAGCAAUCCGGCUCCUCAUCUACACUGUUUUCCUAUUUCAAUUCCCGCAACUCUACUCUGGACUCUAAUCCAAGUCACAAUACGACAAAAGAUUCCAUAGCGACUGAAGAGAAGGGCUUUCGAGCGCAGCACAAUGUCGAGCCACGCUUUGGUUUGAAACAACCGAAGGGUCCUAUGAAGGACUCGAAACGGAAAAUGCGCCCACCCAGAAUAGAUCUCUCUCUCCUAUUCCCAAAACCACGAGUGGAUGCUGCUCCCAUGCUGUCGCCGCAACGAUUGGUGAAUUCGCCGUCUGCAAUAUCAAUGACCUCCGAGCAUCCCGCAGUCAAACCACAGAAUUUUGACAACCCUGAACCUACAAAGAGAGUCACCAAAACUCCUCCUUCGGGUCACAAAAUGAAGGGUCAUCAAGCCACUGACGUCGCCAGCGAGUCUUCACCGAUUUAUGAGUCAGGCACCACAAACUGGCUUGAUCCAUCACUUGAAAGAACAGUACGCACCAGUGAGAUGGAGAUGGCUUUGAAACGAUACAGCCAAUUCCAGAAAGCUCCUCAGCCUAGUGAACCGACCCGAUCCAGUCAGUUGCAUUUACGACCACGGGACCGUGAACAACCACAAGCAAGUGAUACAAAGUCUACAGGGAGCUCUUUGCGAAAGGUUCCAUCUAAUAGCUCCGCCGGGGGAUGGAGCAGGGAACUAUACUUGUCUCCCAAGUCUUUCUCCCGCCCACACAACAAUCGUACUUCUGACUCGUCGAACGCACGGCACGCUGACUCACGCGAAAACCUCUCUGCCUACAAAAGUUCAAUGUCGAAAAAGAGCAGUAAAAGUACUCUGAAAAAUGUGGAUCUUAAUAAAUCGAGCGUGCUUUGUCUUUCAUCAUCAGAAGACGAAGAGGAUGAGGAGGAAGCGCCAGCCAAACAUGACAAAAACAUAAGAGACAGCGUAACGACCUACGCUGAUUUCGAGGCUGAGAUAUGUACAGCUUCUGCAGCACAAACCACGAAAGGAACACUGAGACGAGUUGAGAGACCUUACUCAAUGUCUGCUAGUAGCCGUGGGUCUCAGUCUGCCCGUCAACAACAGCAAACCAUAUUACGAAACCCAUCAAUGUCGUCUGCGGGAAGGUCGACCCUUGAAACGAGGAGUCACCGUUCGAGCGGUGUACCCACGAUAUCAGAACCCGACUUCCUCAAUACCGAUCCUAUGGCUAGCCAAGCACGAAAACCUUCUCAGAGGGCACGUCUCCAGCAGAGCCAGUCGAACCGCAGAAGCCGAGUUAUAGCCGUGACAAGGCAAGAAGAGCACUUACUCGAAGCAAUGAGACAGCGGAAAGGCAAAAUAACCCCUAGUCUUUUCCAUGAAGCCCGUUACCAAGAUAGCCACGAGCCCGAUAGAAAUUCUAUGCUCUCGGUGCCUUCACGGGACUCAUUCUACGGGUCCGACAUGUCCUUCCUUCGACUCAGCCCUGGACUACCUCCUAUUAUGACACGGAAAGGCCAAGGUGCAAACCAUUUUGAUAAGGACGGCUCCAUUUCCCAGGGCGCGACUUCUGAUGCAGAACAGAAAACCAUAAACUCGAACGCGUCCCCUCGAGUUAGCUUGAUCUAUUCGGAAAGUCUUCCUUCGCCAGCAACCAGUGGAGCUUCCCCAUUGACACCAACCCUUCCUAUACAUCGCUUUUCUCCCCUCCCAUCACAAAAGCCGCCCCCGCGCAACCCGCCUCCGGCUAUACCACCAGUUCAACGGCGACAUUCAAGGCGACGUACCGAUAGUAGCGAGGCCAUCGUUUUAGGCGACGCCGAGGAACGAAAGGAAACGGACGAUUUCCCAAUUUGGGCCUUGGGGUGGGGAGGUAAUGAUAAUGCCAACCUUACAGCAGUACACUGAAAGUCAGACUGUACCCAGUCACAUUCCAUAACACCCCGGUCCUUUAUUACUGUCAUGAACGAAUCACUCAUCCGCCAUUAUACCCCUAGGUCUCGUCAUUGGUUGACGCACCUGCAACACAUGUCACACUUUUCCUAAUUCUUAUUAUAUACACUCAUUAUUUCUAUCACUAUCUCACUCUCUGAUCUUUUCCCAUCUUGAUUGAUUACCUACCAUUCGCUGUUCCAUACAUUUCCUUGUCGUUCUUACAUACCACACGAUGACUGGCUAGACAAAGCCAUUUUCUUAUACAUUGUACUUACUCACAGGUUCUUAAUGCCCAGGGAGAAGGAAUAAAC
This is a messenger RNA of Aspergillus pseudonomiae, 3188 nucleotides long. RefSeq lists its product as uncharacterized. The record is from RefSeq and is a predicted model, not a curated record. The transcript has a single exon. Lineage: Eukaryota; Fungi; Ascomycota; Eurotiomycetes; Eurotiales; Aspergillaceae. Bases 574 to 2850 code for a protein of 758 amino acids.